AUGGAGAGAUGUGAGAAUGUCUUCCAGAAUAGUACCUCUACUCCAGAGAAAAUCUCUAGGAGAAUUAAUUUGUUCAUUGAAGAACAAGUUAAGCAAAAAGUUACGAUUCAGGUUAAUUUACCCAAAGUCAAUAGGAUAAACAGACACUGGAACCCCCCUCCAGUUAAUAUGAUGACUAUGAAUUGUGAUGGCUCGUUCUGUGAUAUAUCUAAAAUGGGUGGCAUUGGACUGAUCAUUCGUAAUCGUGCAGGUCACAGCCAGGCAACAAGGAUCUUCCAUAUGAGGAAUAUUUGCAAUGCAAAACAGGCAGAAGGGUUAAGACUCUGGGAAGACGUGAAGUGGGCUACUGAACUAAAGCUGGAUAAUGUGCUCUUCGAACUGGACUGCAAAGUUAUAGUUGAUGUUGUUAACAAAGAAGUUUCCUACAUUGAUUGGAGGCUUUCGAACCUGAUUAAGGAUAUUAAGUUAUAUUUUAGUAGUAAUAGUUCUUGGAAUUGUUCUUAUGUCCCAAAAGAAUGUAAUAGAGCAGCUGAUGCUUUGUCUAGAUUAGCCAGAACUGAUAAUCUAAGUGAGGUUUGGUUUAAAAAUGCUCCUCCUGUGAUUACUUCUAUAUUGCAGGAAGACGCUAGAUAUGUAAGACUCCCUUAA
Messenger RNA from Papaver somniferum (opium poppy), 648 nucleotides. RefSeq lists its product as uncharacterized. Gene Ontology annotation, molecular function: nucleic acid binding; RNA-DNA hybrid ribonuclease activity. The record is from RefSeq and is a predicted model, not a curated record. The transcript has a single exon. The coding region runs from base 1 to 648 and encodes 215 amino acids. NCBI's taxonomy places the organism in Eukaryota, Viridiplantae, Streptophyta, Magnoliopsida, Ranunculales, Papaveraceae.